Molecule: messenger RNA, 1329 nt
Organism: Phytomonas sp. Hart1
Lineage: Eukaryota; Euglenozoa; Kinetoplastea; Trypanosomatida; Trypanosomatidae
Source: the annotation of a GenBank genome assembly
ACUAGUCAUACCAAAUAAUCAAACAGGUUGAACAGCACCAAAUCCUCAUAUCUAAUUAAAAAAACUUCAAACAACCACAAAGAUAUUAAGACACGCAACAAGCUAACAUUUGAAAAAAGAAUCAUGAAUCUAAACAAACAUAACGCAGAACGAAACAAGGACAAGCUACGUCGGGUGGCGCAGAAGGAAGGGAACAAGUUCUGCUUUGACUGUGGUGUGCGAGGUCCUCUGUAUGUGGUAACCGAUUUCCAUAUCUUUGUAUGUUCUAUAUGUAGCUCCGCACAUCGCUCCUUCCAGCACAAGGUAAAGGGCAUCUCAAUGUGCACAUUUUCGGAUAAGGAGGUGGUUGGAGUGGAUAUCGGUGGCAAUGAUGUUGCUGUAAAAAUAUGGCUCGCUCGUUUUAACGGAACCAAACCUCACUCCGGGGAUGUCCAUGCAAUUCAAAACUUCGUCGAGGGAACGUUCGUGAAGGAGCUGUACGUUGAUAAGGGGAAAAAAGAAGAAUUAACGAUUAAUAUUCAAUAUGAACUGAACCCCAUAACAAAGCCAUGCGUGACAACCGAAGCACCAACUCCCGUAGGCCUACCAUCUGCUCAGGCCAGUAAAACAACCCCUCAAACUGGAUCCCCUGCAACUAUUGUUGCUGCUACCCAACAACAAUCUCCACCAAUCGAUUUUUUUAGUAACUUUCUUGCUGAAUCGCCCCCAAUGAGUACAACCCCAUCCGCUAGCAAUCCAGAUAAAUCCUCUAAUGCUAACCCAUUGGAGAACAUCCUCCAUGAUCUCUUUUCUGUUCCUCAACCCGAUGAACCAUCUGAACUGGCACCACCGCACAGCUACCCACAACCUCUACCCCAGCAACCACAUUUAGCAGCAUCCCCCUAUGGUGUCCAAAGGAGUGAGGUUGGUGAAUUCACCCGCUAUCCUACACAAGCCAUGCCGAAUUUCUUUACGGCAUCACAUAACCCUGUACCUGUAUCCGCUGCACAAACGAACGUUUUCCAAUAUCAAGACGGCUACACUCAUUUUAAUGUGAACAGCACAUCUACCAUCGCAUCUCCUGGGCUACAAACGCAGCCUCAGAUGAGUGGAAUCCCCACGGUUCAACAGUCCUUCACUCAAAUGAAUAGUAUAGACUUUUUCCAGCCUACACAGAAAAAUUUAUGGAGCCCCAGUGUCCCCUCAGGAUCAGCGGUGACGACCCAUCAGCCUGCAAAACGAAAUGUCACUGAUAUCCAUUCAAACGAUAAAGUAUUUGCUUCACUGGAUCCAUUUGGAAUGAAAUAACCAUUAUUUAUAAACUGAUAUACUUACUAGGGGUCAGAUAUU